This is a messenger RNA of Zingiber officinale, 4025 nucleotides long. RefSeq lists its product as uncharacterized. Gene Ontology annotation, cellular component: cytoplasm. NCBI's taxonomy places the organism in Eukaryota, Viridiplantae, Streptophyta, Magnoliopsida, Zingiberales, Zingiberaceae. Gene Ontology annotation, biological process: peptidyl-threonine phosphorylation; peptidyl-serine phosphorylation. Gene Ontology annotation, molecular function: ATP binding; protein tyrosine kinase activity; protein serine/threonine kinase activity. Bases 289 to 3681 code for a protein of 1130 amino acids. The record is from RefSeq and is a predicted model, not a curated record. The transcript is spliced from 8 exons.
CUGUUGUUGAUCGAUUAGUGCCAAACCCUCGCAGCAAUGGAUCGAAUCGAAUCAAAUCGUCCCAAACGCCGUCCUUCCUCUGCCCCUCCUACCCCCUCCUCCUUUGCCCCUCUUCCUGAUGCCGCCGGAUUCCGCCGCCCGACUCCGCAGCAACUCCUGUCCUCCUAGGGGUGCCGCCGCUGGAACUCGCUGAGGCCCGCCCCUCUCCUCCUCGGUCCCUUUGUUGGCUUGAUCCGUUUGUCCGUAUCUUAUUUUUACAUCCGUGCGGUGGGAUCUUCCUUCUGGGAGAUGGUGGACUCGGUGAAUGUGGUGUUGGAGUUUCUGAGAAGGAAUCAGUUCACGAAUGCAGAAGCUGCUCUGCGAGGGGAGCUGAAUGCACGGCCAGACUUGAAUGGAUUCCUUCAAAAGCAUCUCGCUGAGGAGAAAGAAGAAGCAGGAAAAACAAUUGGAGAAGUUGAUAGUGUGAGGAAGCAAAGUAUGAAUAGCGUCGGAACUUCUAAAGAGUUCAUUGUCAAGGAAAUUGAAGUAGGAGCAACUGGUAACAGGUUCAGCAGCAAGAAAUGUGUUGGUUUUGGUCAGGAUAGGGAUAGUAGCUCUGUAGAUCUUUACCCUUGGAAUUUUGGUUCUAAUAGCAGUAAUCCGAAUUCAUGUUUGAAAGACACUGGUGCCAUUAUCGACACCUUUACUGACCUCUUGUUAUCAGAAGAGCCGAAGCACUGUCGUGAUUCUUUUGUGGUAGAAAAGAGGGAUCGUGCGGUUGGCACUGAACCUGAGCAUGCUGAAAAGCCAACAAGUUCUUAUGCUGGGAAAAGAGAUAAAGAUGACUUUGUUGGAAUGAAGCCUGAGAUCAACCAGUCUGGACUUCGCAAGGAUAUAAAUGCUUAUUCUCAAGACCAUUUUGUUAACGACUUGUGGCUGAAAAAUGGGGACUCUCUGAAGGAGGGAUGCUCUGUGAAGACAGUUUUUCCCUUUCCAAUGGACAAUGCCUCAUCCAGUUAUGGCGGAUCAUUUAGCAAAAAAAAGGAGUUAAAACAUAUAGAUAAUAACAAUGACGUUAGAGAAUCAAAAAAUGAACAGCGUGAUGAUAUGAGAAGGUCAUACAUCUCUGGGAAGUCUCAAGAAUGUGCUCAGCCAACAAGUUGCGAGAGAUUUGAUUUACCAGUUAUUGGUGAAAAUCACUGCGAAGAGCUACCUAGGCUGCCUCCUGUAAAACUUAAGUCCCAAGACAAAUUAAUCAAUUCUAAGUUGGAGGAUAAGGUCGAUCAGCAUGGAUCAGCAACAGAGUUAUCCAAUGUUGAUAAUACUUUUAUUAUCGGAUCAUUCCUCGAUGUUCCUAUCGGGCAAGAGAUCAACUCUUCAGGUGGAAGGCGAACAAUUGGAAGUAGUUGGCUCUCUGUAAGUCAAGGAAUUGCUGAGGACACUUCUGAUUUGGUAUCUGGUUUUGCAACUAUUGGUGAUGAAUCUAUUGACUACCCAAAUGAGUAUUGGGAUUCUGAUGAAUAUGAAGAUGAUGAUGAUGUUGGCUAUACGAGACAGCCAAUUGAAGAUGAAACUUGGUUUCUAGCACAUGAAAUUGAUUAUCCAAGCGACAAUGAGAAAGGAAUGGGUAAUCAUCAGAACCAGGCACCUAGAAAGGAUGAAGAUGAUGAUCGUUCUUUUGCUGAGGAAGAUUCAUACUUGUCGGGUGAACAAUAUUUUGAGACUAAAAAUGUUGAACAAGUUGCUAUUAUGAAGGGACCAAUGGGUCAUAAGAUGCUAGGAGUAUAUGGUGGAGCAGAUGAAAAUGAUUUAAUAGCUCACUAUGAUGGGCAAUUAAUGGAUGCUGAAGAACUAAGUUUGAUGCAUUCAGAACCUGUUUGGAAAGGUUUUGUCACACAAAAUAAUGAACUAAUGAUGUUAGAGAAUGACAAAUUCCCUAACGAGGUUAGCCAAAGCCGUCGGGAGAGUUCACAUAUAGAAGAUGACCAACAUGGUUCAGUUAGAUCAAUAGGUGUGGGCAUUAAUAGUGAUGCUGCUGAUGUAGGCAGUGAAGUUCGUGACAGCUUGGUUGGGGAAAGUAGUGAAGGGGACCUAGAAUUCUUUCCUCACCAUGAUGUCACUGCCAGAAGGUGUCCUCAAGGCAAUACAAUUGAUAUAAAUUUGAGUAGGUCAAAGAAGGAAAAGAUGAGGGGAAAUAAACAGGAUAAUUACAUUGUAGCAUAUGAAAAGGAUAUAAACCUGUCAGGAAUGGGAGUUGAUGGUGCUUUUUCCUUCCAGCCUCCUGUGAAAUCUGGAAGUAUGUUGGGGGCUGAUUCUGGCAAAACAUUAUGUUUAGGCAAGCCAAGCGACGUGAUCAUUGAUACAGUUGAUGACUAUGCAAAUGGUCUAGUUACAGAUGAUAUGCUUGCUACUUGGAGGAGAAAAAGUAGCGACUCUUCUCCUGUUAGGAGCUCCAGGGAUGAGAGGACUUCUGGUGCUAGAUCAAGGAAUUCAAGUGCAUCAUCAACGCCAGACUGUUGUUAUGAUGAAACAGGCAAUAUCAGAAAAAGGGGCUGUGAAGCAAAUGAGAUAAGGGAAGAGGAUCCUGGAGAAGCAGUAGAAGAUGAAGAAGUAGCUGCAUUGCAGGAGCAACUAAAACAAAUAAAAGCUCAGGAGGAUGAAUUUGAAAUAUUCUAUCUCAAAAUAGUCCAUAGGAAAAACAGAACUGGCUUUGAAGAAGACAAAAAUUUUCAUGUGGUUCUAAAUUCUGUCAUUGCCGGACGAUAUCAUGUUACUGAAUACUUGGGUUCUGCUGCAUUUAGCAAAGCAAUUCAGGCUCAUGACUUGCACACUGGCAUGGAUGUCUGUGUUAAAAUUAUCAAGAAUAACAAAGAUUUCUUUGAUCAAAGCCUUGAUGAAAUAAAGCUUCUGAAAUUUGUGAACAAGAAUGAUCCUGCUGAUAAAUAUCAUAUUCUACGUCUCUAUGAUUAUUUCUAUUAUAGGGAACACUUGUUGAUAGUUUGUGAACUUCUCAAAGCAAAUUUAUAUGAAUUUCAUAAGUUCAAUAGGGAAUCUGGAGGCGAGGUUUAUUUCACAAUGCCAAGGCUACAGUCCAUUACCAUUCAAUGUCUAGAGGCACUUCAGUUUCUGCAUGGACUUGGUCUUAUUCAUUGUGAUUUGAAGCCUGAGAACAUAUUGGUGAAGAGCUACAGUAGGUGUGAAGUUAAGGUCAUCGACCUUGGCAGUAGUUGUUUUGAAACAGAUCAUUUAUGCUCGUAUGUACAGUCACGAUCUUAUCGUGCACCUGAAGUUAUUUUAGGUCUCUCAUAUGAUAAAAAGAUAGACAUAUGGUCCCUUGGAUGCAUCUUGGCGGAACUUUGCACUGGAAAUGUUCUCUUCCAAAAUGACUCUUCUGCAACAUUACUAGCACGUGUCAUUGGAAUCAUUGGUCCCAUUGAUCAAGGGAUGCUUGCGAAGGGACAUGAUACAUACAAGUAUUUUACAAAGAACCACAUGCUAUAUGAGAGGAACCAGGAAACCAAUCGGCUGGAAUAUUUGAUUCCAAAGAAAACAUCACUACGUCACCGACUGCCAAUGGGUGAUCAAGGUUUCAUUGAUUUUAUUGCACAUCUUCUCGAAGUGAACCCAAAGAAGCGACCAAGCGCUUUGGAGGCACUCAAACAUCCAUGGCUUUUCUAUCCGUAUGAACCAAUAUCAUCUUGAGUUGUUCGUAGAGAAAACUCUGUCAUCAGCUAAUGCACAGAAAUGGUAUCAGACCAGUAGUAUUUAAAACAGCUUCACGAUCCCAGAGUACCUGGAUAAAGCUUCGGUGGAUUCAAGCUUGAAAUCUCAUUCCAAUAUUCCAUCAUCUUGCCUGUUAGUUUCUCUUGUGACAGUAGGAUCCAUCGUCCGCUCUUUGUGAUCGAUCAAGCCCUGUUGUAAUCUUACUCCUUUCAUGAUGUCUUAAAAGAUGAAGUCAGAAUGUAGAGUGAUGGCUUUUGUCCAUGUUCUGUUGUAUAUGAUGUGAUUAUUAUCGAGGCCUAGAAAUGUUGGCAAGUUUUUACUUA